This is a messenger RNA of Hordeum vulgare subsp. vulgare (domesticated barley), 1516 nucleotides long. RefSeq lists its product as uncharacterized. The transcript has 4 exons. NCBI's taxonomy places the organism in Eukaryota, Viridiplantae, Streptophyta, Magnoliopsida, Poales, Poaceae. The coding region runs from base 238 to 555 and encodes 105 amino acids. The record is from RefSeq and is a predicted model, not a curated record.
CCCGUAGCAGUGUUCAUGUUUUAAUUUUGACAGUUCAUUUAUCUUACAGAAAAAGCACUCAUCUAUACUACUAAUAAAAGAUCAAACGAAAACUUCUUUAAGUACACACAACUAUUAUCCCCACAAAAACAAACACCAAUCACCACCACACAAUUAGACAACAAAUUACAAUCUAACGGUCUUCCACCAUCCAUGCACCACCACGGUGUGCAGUUAUCAAAUUAACAAAGGCUGACCAUGCUCCAGCUCCUCCUACAGCAAACAAAGGCUGACCGAGGCCUGACCCGGGGCGGCGCGAUGGCGGCAACGGCGGGGGCGGCCGCGGAGAUCGUGCGGGAGAUCACGGCUGUGGGCGCCGCCGACCUGGCCGCCGCCGCGGAGCCGCUGUGGGCCUACUGCCUCCGCCUCGCGCGCAAGGUGUCCCUGCUCACGCACCUCGUCGCCGAGGUCGCCGAGGCGGCGGGGGAGGACGGCGCGGCCGAGCCCGAGGCGACGGCCUGGGUGGCCGACCUGCUCCGGGCGCUCCGGAUUGAAGGAGGGCCACGGACGAACUAGGUGAGCAGCCGCAUGGUAAGGUCCGUACGUGCAGGUCAGCCAGAGUCCAUCAAUCCAGAUCCUGGUAUUGAGCUCAACAUGCAAGCCUUAUCCAUCCAAGAUCCAAAUGUCCUUCAUAUUCAAGCACAGCAAAAGGAGGAGAAUCAAGACCAAGAUGCUCAGUUUAAUAUUCUGAUGAAGUUUGCAGCCACUGGAUGAUCUCCAAGAGUUCUUUCUCUCAAUUCUGUGCAGCUCGCUAUGGCACGGGUGUGGAGAGAUAAUUACCAUGGGAUUUCGCAGCUCUCCAGGUUGCAGAUCUCUUUGGAGCAAAUUCCUUCAGUUAAGUUUGGAUCAUGGAUGACACAUGUGGAUCUCAUUCCUAAGGAACCACACACUGGUAAAGUUAGGAUUCAUUCCAGCUUGCUGCAACCUUCAACUUCAAUAAUCAAUUCGUGCCAGUUAUUUUUACAUGGUUCCUAUAUAUGAAGCUUCCAAAGUGCACUAUGCUUCUACAUUCAUAUGUGUGCAUGUUUCAGGGUUGAUCAGUGCCGACCAGAAAGGAAUAUCAGGAGGCAACUAGUACAUGCACUAACAAGCGUAGCGAUACGUCGCUCUAGUUCACAAUGAAGACAGACAAAUGCCAGAUGAAGGGAAGCAAGUCAAUAGUAUUUAAGAAACAUACAAUGUGACCUUACAAAGCACGGUAGUACUUCAACCUUAAGAAGAAAAUUUGUAGCAUAUCCGAAACAAGUUGUAUGAGCGGAUUUAGCAUGGUGAAAACUUAUGUCCGGAUAGAAGCAAAUUAUAUUUGGAGUGGAAACACUUCUGUAGUAGGUGGAAGCAAAGUUAUGUUUGUUGGAAACAUAGUAAAAAGAUAGGUGGGACUCAAAAUUUCCUUGUGAAAACAAAAACUCGGAUGUAAAUUUUUGUUACAUGGAAGCAACAAAAGAAAUGGUUUUUUCCAGCCAAAUUUCAUUUGCAA